CGUCACUAUUUUGUAAACAUUAGUAGAAUAAAAAAAAUUGCAGAAAAAUUCUGAAAAUUUCAAUUUUCCAUCAUUUUAAGGAACUUGAACAAUCAUUUACAAUGGAUGUUGACGUCUUCAUAACAAACUACAUUUAUGUUGAUGCUGAUAUAUUCAGAUUCUGGCUGGAUGGACUGACAACCUCAGAGUCAGUAAUCCAGCAGCGUAAGAAAAUUUCAUCAAAUAUUCCACUAGAUCUCAUAGCAUCCGAUGUACUCGACCACUACCGCACAUAUGCUCACCUUGAACGAUAUUUGGAUGCACCUCAAAAGCUAGAAAGUUCAUCGCUCAAUUUUCAGCUUGAAAAGACAUCAAAAAUGCACAUAAUUGAAAAAUAUUACUCACUCGAUGACGUCGUGUGUCGUGAACUGCUCGGGAAGAAACUUUCAUCAAAAUAUCGAAAAGACCUUGACGAAAUUAGUGAAAAAACAUCAAUCAAACUUAAAAGUUGUCGACGCCAAUUUGACAACAUCAAGAGAAUCCAGAAGGUCAUCGAUGACCAGCCAGCAGGAUCACUGCUAAAAAUCAUCCAAAGAGAAUUUUUGUUGUCCGAAGAUUUAGCCAAAAAAUAUUGUGCAAUUGUUUUUAUUGCGAAUCAAAGAUUUGAGCUGUCAAAAAAGAAAUUGCAAUAUUUGAGUUUUAUGGACUUUUAUGAAUGCACGCAGUCAAUAAUGGCUUAUUGGACUUACGUUUAUCAGCAUUCGCAGGAGAUCGAGGAGGAAUUUGAUAAGGAAUUCUUGCUAGACUUGAGGGAGUUGAGGUGUCUUUUUGAUAAGGAGAGGGAGAUUAAGCACUUAGUGCUCAUCCGUCUCAAAGACUCACUUCUCGAACGAUCGUAUCAAGAACUAGACAUCAACUUCCGCAUCUACUUCCGAGCAAUCAUCACAAUUGCAGUAUCAAUCCAUCGUUCACGUGAAUUGAGAAAUUUCUUCCUUGACUUAACUGAGAAGCUAGUCGAGCCAAUGAAAGUUAGUGGCUGGUCAUUCGAGCAAGUUAAGCAGUUCCUUCCAGUGCUGACUAAAUGUGUACUUGAUUUAAAUUCUUAUGGACACAUGAGUGGAAAUGAGGUGCGAUGCUUAUGGGAUCGAUUUAUGAAUGUGCUUAAUGUGUGUCUCCUGAAAUUGUAUCACAACUGACGAUAGUUGAAUUCUUCUUGUUUUUGUUUUAUUUUGUAGCAGAGCUUUAAGUCGACUUCUAGCUCUGAAUUUUGUAGUUUUUAUGAUUAUUUUGAACAUUUUUUUAAAAUUAUUUAAUGUUAAUGUAAAAUUAGUGCAAUGAAUUUUGAAGAAAAAUAAAUGAAAUAUUCAAUAUAAAAAAUUAUUUUUUUUUCAUAUAAUCGCGACUUUUCAUCUUGCGCAUCUUCA
Molecule: messenger RNA, 1403 nt
Organism: Chironomus riparius
Lineage: Eukaryota; Metazoa; Arthropoda; Insecta; Diptera; Chironomidae
Source: the annotation of a GenBank genome assembly